Catharus ustulatus (Swainson's thrush) is the source of this 1037-nucleotide messenger RNA. It is a transcript of the gene DOK5, whose product is annotated as docking protein 5. Gene Ontology annotation, biological process: cell surface receptor protein tyrosine kinase signaling pathway; positive regulation of MAPK cascade. Bases 76 to 1035 code for a protein of 319 amino acids. The transcript has 8 exons. The record is from RefSeq and is a predicted model, not a curated record. Lineage: Eukaryota; Metazoa; Chordata; Aves; Passeriformes; Turdidae. Gene Ontology annotation, cellular component: cytoplasm.
GUGCCGGGCGCGGUCCGGCGCUGCUCGCCCAUGCGGGCGGGCUGAGCGGCGCUGCCGCCGCUGUCCCGGCCGAGCAUGGCCUCCAAUUUCAACGACAUCGUCAAGCAGGGCUAUGUGCGCAUCCGGAGCCGGCGGCUGGGGAUUUACCAGAGGUGCUGGCUAGUGUUCAAAAAGGCUUCAAGCAAAGGGCCCAAGAGGCUGGAGAAGUUCUCAGAUGAACGAGCUGCGUACUUCAGGUGCUACCACAAGGUGACAGAGCUCAACACCGUGAAGAACAUCUCCAGGCUGCCCAAAAGCACCAAGAAACACGCCGUGGGCAUUUAUUUCAGCGAUGACACCUCCAAAACCUUCACCUGUGACUCAGGUGUUCUGGGCAUUUCCACAGAGCUUGAGGCAGAUGAGUGGUGCAAGGUGCUGCAGAUGGAGUGCCUGGGAACUCGCAUUAAUGACAUUAGCCUGGGAGAGCCUGACUUGUUGGCAUCUGGAGUAGAGAGGGAGCAGAGUGAGAGAUUCAAUGUGUAUUUGAUGCCAUCCCCUAAUUUAGAUGUGCAUGGGGAAUGUACCUUGCAGAUAACAUUUGAGAACAUCUGUCUUUGGGACAUCCAGAAUCCCAGAGUCAAGCUGGUCUCGUGGCCUCUCAGUGCCCUGCGGCGCUACGGGCGGGACCCAGCCUGGUUCACCUUCGAGGCUGGCAGGAUGUGUGACACAGGAGAGGGGCUCUUCAUCUUCCAGACCAGGCAAGGAGAAGCCAUCUACCAGAAGGUUCACUCAGCUGCCCUGGCCAUAGCAGAGCAGCACGAGCGGCUGCUGCAGAGCGGCAGGAGCAACAUGCUGCAGCUGAAGAGGAGCGAGCGGGCGCUGUCCCUGGGCACUGUGCUGCCCCUGCCCCGCAGCGCCUACUGGCACCACAUCACCAGGCAGCACAGCACGGGCCAGCUGCUGGGCCUGCCAGGUGAGGGGACACUGCCAGAUGUUCCCAGCCCCCUGAAGCUCCAUCGCACCGACACUUUUCCAGCCUGCAGGUCAGAGCAUUGAUA